ACUAGUCGCUUUCGCGGCCGGCGCUCUGAAAAUAUAAGUAAUUGAGUUUUGUGCCACUUGAAAUAGUGCUCACUUUCUUGGAUGAGGAGUUUUUGCUAGCAGUGACUAUUGAUCUACUCUGCCCAUAAAUACAGAUAGGUAUCGAGCGGGUGUUUGAGUACGCGUGGCGCUCUCUAUCGGCAUUCGACGGUACGAACGCGCGGGGCGUGCGGAGUCUGCGGGGGGUGUACUUCGUCCCCCUACUUCAGUUUGGCUGUGACACUUUGGAGUGAGGACGUGCUGCAGUUUGCCGAGUAAAAGGAUAGUUCGCGCGGCAACUUUGAACAGUGACAGUGACCAAAGUGUGAAUUGUGAUAGAGAAUGUGUACCGGAUUGCAGUGCGCAAAAUAUUGGAUGCAGUGAAAAGGAUAACACUAAUUGGAUUGCGGUGUUUUUGGAUUGAAUUUGGAUUUUUUUAACCACCACCAAACUGGGGAUGCAUAAGAUGGAGCUCGGCGACAGCGUGUACGCCGCUGAGCGUAUUAUGAAAAAGAGAAUUAGAAAGAACAAAGUGGAGUACUAUGUGAAAUGGAAAGGGUGGAAGCCAAAACACAACACUUGGGAGCCGGAAGAAAACAUCCUGGACCCGCGACUCAUACAAAGCUUCGAACGCGGGGAGGAGUUGCGAAGACAGGGUCGCAAGAGGGAACGCGAGCAUUCACCGACCGAGCGCGCUCGCAGCGGCAGCGAAGAAAGGCAACCGCCACCUGGAAAACGGAAGGCGGCUGUUUUAUCGCAGGAGUCCGGAAAAAUCGGCGUCACUAUAACUACUAUGAGUCCGCCAGCCAAGCGACACGAUUCGACCAAAGUGAACGGAGGACGGACGCCGCACGCGAGUCAGCCCCCACCGCCUGCGGCACCCCCUGGCGGCGCCGCCGCGCCUGCCUCCCCCGCGGCCGAAGCCGCUGCGCCAAGAACCGGUCCCAGAAGGGCACCCCACUCACCGGAAGAAGCUGAUGCACAUAUUCCCGCGGAACGAGAAAGGCGCACAGACACGCAGCCGACUGCAACCGCUCCGGCGGAACCGAAAGGAGCACGACCUCCUCCGCCCGCGCCACAGCCUGAAGAUGAAGACUCGUGGGGCGAGACCCCGGUGGUGGCUCCCCCACCACCCCCCGAACCCCCGCGGCGCGGUGCUGCAUACUGGAUGUCGCGCUCGCCUGUGGCCGACCAAAUAUUUAUCACCGACGUCACGGUCAACUUCCAGACUGUCACUAUCAGAGAAUGCCGAACGGAACGCGGAUUCUUCAGAGCUCGUGAAACCCGACCACUGGAUGUCACGUAAACCACGCUGAUUUAUGUACAAACUUAGUUAUCUAGUAUUUAUUGAUAUAGUUUGUGGUGAAGUGUAAAACGACCAGAGUGAAUAUUUCCUCUUAAAGUAGGCCUAAUGCUACUACUAGGAGGCAGGAAUGAUGGAUUGUAGAUAAACAUGUCUUUGAUACUUAAGUAGAUCUAUACAAUUUGACCACCAAGUAAAUACCUACAAAUGUAGACAUUGUUGUCAAUUGUUACAAAUAAGAUGCUUAUAUUAUUCGUUGAAUUUAUGAAGGAAAAACUGAAUGCUGCAUUCAUAUGUAGACUGUUUCCUUUUUUAAGAAAAAGAACGUGUUGAAUUUAAAGCAAUUCAAACUAUAUGAUCGCUUCCCGCAUGGCUACCCUGCGGAGUUAGCCUGGUAAUUGGAAUGGUAGGUAGGUAUUAUAUCAAUACAUGUUGAAAUAAGAAAUUUUGACGGAUAUGUUCUUUUUCUUCAACAUCAUUAAUAAAGCUAGGUGAGUAUACAAGAAGCGAUUAUCUGAGUAAUAUUUAAUUCAUAUUCGUUCUUUACGCAUUCUUUGUUGCUUUCUAUAACCACUAUAGUCGCUAACGUGCCGAGAGGGUCUAAUCACCAUACGUAACAGUUAUAUAAAGUGAAUAAUAUCUUACUUUAUAAUCUUCAUUGUCCUUUUUAAUAUCACCUGCUCUUGGAAGCAAACCAGAGCCGAAUCUCUCUUUGUAUCAAUGCAAAGGAACUUGUAAAUUUUGUUUUUAUUGUUGUUGAUAUUUAAUUAUUUUAAUGAACGCUUCUUUUCUCACGAUAAUAAAAAGAAAUCUAAUUUAUCUGACAAGGUGACAUAAAUUUAUAUUUUAAUGAAACUGUACAAAAGUACUAUUUUACAAACACACUUAUGUACUAAACUGACGUUUUAUAUUAUUUGUAACAUAACUAAGUACAGUAGCUUGAUAUUAAAUGUAAUUUUUGAACAGUAAGAUAUAAUGUAUCUAAAACCUAAUUGCAAAUAUCUGUUCGAAUGUUGGUAGUAGUAGUAGCAGUAUUUAAUAUAUAGAUUACAAUGUUAGUACAAAAUAAUAUACUGAAUUGUAAAUUUGUAUAAAAUAUUGUAUCGAUCCAAGAUAAGUAGAUAAAUUUAAUUUGCCAACUUUUUGAUCAAGGGUAUUAUAGAAAUCCGGUGCCCAAAGGUCAGUUCACAUUGAAACAUUUUAAUACAGAUAGAAUUUUGCGUGCCGGCCCGCGGCGGGUCGGUGUAUCCUGCGGCGCAAUUCUGAAGAUUAGGUAAAGUUAAAUUUUGUCGCAUAAAGUCUUUCUUCCAUGUGAACUAACCCAAGGGGUUGUGUAAAAGUAACGUGGCGAUUGAAUAUAGCAUGACAUAGUCUAGUGAAUCUGAAUAUAGUCAAACAGAUCGUCGGUGGUCAAAGGUCAUCUGAUAUUGAGUUGGACAUUAGUUUCAAUGCUCUUUUGUAGAACGUGUAACACCGACUUUCUCAUUCCUGAAUUAUGGACAUAAUGACCAGAGUAAAUAGGGCAGAUCAAGGCGAGAUAUGACUUUUUUUUUCGCAUAAAUGAGCAUAUCUCGACGCAUUAUCAUAACACAAUUGUCAAUUCUAUAUGUCAUUAUAGUUUAAUCCUUACUCAUUCGGAAACAAUUGCAUUAAAGUCACAAUGGCGUCCCGUUAAUGGUCAUAACUUUCCUAAAUCUCCCCUAUAUAAUGGAUAAAUUUCAUAAUAUAUUACACCUAGGUAUUCUUAUGACGUAAGACAGUUUAAGGAAGUGGAUCACGACGAAGAGCCAAAUGACAACGCCUGCUAGAUUUGAUAACAAUCCAAGGAUAUUUUUUAUUCAUUUGACUAUCCGUCUAUCUUAGGUCUAUGUCAAAUUCUCUUGUCACGUCUAUUUUGAAACCGUUUAUAAUUUGCGAAUUCACUUACGGAGUUUAAUUCCUUUCUCACUUUACCAACCUACCCCAAAUUAAAUGCUUUUCAAUACAGAUUCACAGAUGUUAUCCUGAAAUCAGCACAUAUAGUACAAGUUUUUAGAAACACUUUUUACAGGAAACCUGCCUCUUUUGGAUAGUAGGUAGUACAAAACUACACCAUCUUUUAUAACCUACUUAUUCAUAUGAUUAUGUGUAACCAAUAACCUACUAAGUGCUAACUACCCGCAAAAUUUGUUUUGUCUAGUCUUUCUGCGAUACAAAAUCGAAUUGUUCAAAAAUUGCCCCUAUUUCCGUUUUUACUCUCACAUUCAUUAUUUAAUUAUUAUUUUAAUGAACUUAGCUGUUGAUCGUUUAUUAAAUGAACUGAUUGUUUUAUGUUAAUUUCAUGAUUCCUCGUGCUAAUAAGUUAUUUAAAAGUAAUUUUAGUUCUAUUAAUUAUUUUGAACGCUGUCUUGUCGUUCCUUGACUUUAUUGUUAUUUAGUUCCUCUAGUAAGUUAACGAUUUCUUGUGAAAUGAUGUAAGAAGUUUCACGAAAUGCAUUUCUAUGGGAUGGCCAUUGUAUAUAUUGUAAAUAUAUGUAAUUAUUACUAAGGCACUUGUUUUAUAAUGUGAUAGAAUUUUCACAUUGUAGUCUGUAAAUAAAUGAGAAUGAAUUAGAUUUUGUUUCCUUUUA
This is a messenger RNA of Amyelois transitella, 3930 nucleotides long. It is a transcript of the gene Pc, whose product is annotated as polycomb group protein Pc. NCBI's taxonomy places the organism in Eukaryota, Metazoa, Arthropoda, Insecta, Lepidoptera, Pyralidae. The transcript is spliced from 3 exons. The record is from RefSeq and is a predicted model, not a curated record. Bases 476 to 1324 code for a protein of 282 amino acids.